Molecule: messenger RNA, 4861 nt
Organism: Jaculus jaculus (lesser Egyptian jerboa)
Lineage: Eukaryota; Metazoa; Chordata; Mammalia; Rodentia; Dipodidae
Gene: Ssx2ip
Product: SSX family member 2 interacting protein
Exons: 15
Coding region: 297-2117 (606 amino acids)
Source: RefSeq, a predicted model, not a curated record
AGCCGCGCAGAGAGCACGCCCGAGCGGUGCGGUGCGGAGCGGACCGGGCCCCUCCGCCACUCCCGGGGAGCCGUGCCGUUCUAGAUGUGCAUGCAGUGUUGAGGGUAUGGUAGGAAACAAGGAAUAGAAGCAAUGACAGAUGUGACCACAGACAACCUAGUUGAUCCUCCGGAGCCCUAGUUUCCUGCCUUGGAGAGAAAAUUCAGGAGACGAUGACCUGAAAGAGAGGCAUAGCUGCUCCGUGCCGCUUACUGCUGAGCCGUCCGGCCCGCUGGUACCCUGGCUCGGGCAUUGCUAUGGGAGACUGGAUGACUCUUACAGAUCCAAGUCGGGCUGCAGAAAGCAAAAAUCUCUCUCAAUAUACCUCAGAAACAAAGAUGUCUCCAUCAAGUUUAUACUCACAGCAAGUGCUAUGUUCUUCAAUCCCUUUAUCAAAAAAUGUGCACAGUUUUUUCAGUGCCUUCUGCACAGAAGAGAACAUUGAACAAAGUAUUUCAUACCUUGAUCAGGAACUGACUACUUUGGGUUUUCCUUCGUUAUAUGAAGAAUCCAAAAGUGAGGAGACAAAGAAAGGAUUAAAUAUAGUCACUGUUUUAAAUUGUAUGAACGAGCUCCUUGUGCUUCAGCGGAAGAAUCUUCUAGCUCAGGAAAACGUGGAGACACAGAAUCUGAAACUGGGCAGCGACGUGGACCAUCUGCAGAGCUGCUAUGCAAAGCUUAAGGAACAACUGGAAACCUCGCGAAGGGAGAUGACUGGGCUUCAGGAGAGAGACAGGCAGUUGCAAUGCAAGAACAGGAAUUUGCAUCAGCUUCUGAAGAACGAGAAAGACGAGGUACAAAAAUUACAGAAUAUCAUUGCAAGUCGAGCAACGCAGUAUAAUCAUGACCUGAAGAGAAAAGAGCGUGAAUAUAACAAGCUUAAGGAGCGUCUGCACCAACUUGUUAUGAACAAGAAGGAUAAAAACAUAGCCAUGGAUGUUUUAAAUUACGUGGGGAGAGCGGAUGGAAAAAGGGGCUCCUGGAGGACCGGCAAAACGGAAGCCAGGAAUGAAGAUGAAAUGUACAAAAUUCUCUUGAAUGAUUAUGAAUAUCGCCAGAAACAAAUUCUUAUGGAAAAUGCUGAACUGAAGAAAGUUCUUCAGCAAAUGAAAAAGGAAAUGAUUUCCCUUCUUUCUCCCCAAAAGAAGAAGCCUCGAGAAAAGGACGAUGGUACAGGAACUGUCAUCUCCGACCUUGAGGAAGACGCCGGGGAGCCGAGCAGGGAGAGCGUGUGGGACCUUUCCUGUGAGACCGCGAGGGAGCAGCUUACCAACAGCAUCCGGAAGCAGUGGAGGAUUCUGAAAAGCCACGUCGAGAAGCUCGACAACCAAGUUUCCAAGGUGCACUUAGAAGGUUUUCCCGAGGAAGAUGUCAUCUCACGACAGGCCCAUGAACAAGAAACGGAGAAGCUGGAGUUGGAGAUUCAGCAGUGUAAAGAGAUGAUUAGAACCCAGCAGCAGCUUCUGCAGCAGCAGCUCGCCACUGCGUGUGACGACGACACCACGUCCCUGUUACGAGACUGUUAUUUGUUGGAGGAAAAGGAACGCCUGAAGGAAGAGUGGUCCCUUUUUAAAGAACAAAAGAAGAACUUCGAGAGAGAAAGACGAAGCUUUACCGAAGCUGCCAUCCGCCUGGGACUGCAGAGAAAGGCAUUCGAAGAAGAGCGAGCCAGUUGGUUAAAACAACAGUUUUUAAAUAUGACUACCUUUGACCACCAGAACUCAGAAAAUGUGAAACUUUUCAGUGCCUUCUCAGGAAGUUCUGAUCCAGACAAUCUUCUUGCGCAUUCACGGCCACGGCAUAAGAAGCCUCAUGGCGUGCCUAACGGGUCUGCGGUUUGCACAUUUAAAAUGACACAGUCUCUUCCUGCUUCACCACCUGCUUCAGACUUCUGCCAGGCUCGUCCUUGCAUGUCCGAGCACAGCAGUUCAAUCUGUGUACUGAACGUGACUCCCGAAGAAGCCAGACCAAGCCAGGAGUGCCGCGUCGUGGCUAGACCUGGCCCCCAGGAAGACGGCUGCAGCGGGUGCUCCUCGACCUACACGAACUCUCCUGUGGAAAGAGACGACUUACCUUAGAUGUGUGGACUCGAUUUUUUUAUUAAUAUGUGCAUCAAAUUUCCCAUCGACAUUAAUACAGGGAGUGUCAUAAAGUCAAUCAUCUGAUAAUUUAAGAUGGUCUGAGUUGUUUGUUGGAUUUCCCUGUCUUCCCAAAGAGCUGAAAUGCUAAGCUAUUAAAAGGGUACAAAGGCUUUGGAUGUGGGCUUAAAGUGCCGGAGCACCUGGCUCCGAGGAAAGGAAUGUAAGAUGUCUGGAUGGAAACAAAGGCACUAGGGUGGGUUUCCUCUUACCGGCAUUGAAAAUAGCACUUUUAGGAAUCUGAUUAUUGUAAAUGUUAAAUUUUUGUCCCAAAUAGAGUUGGCAUUGGAAGUUUAGCCUUCACUUGAAUGUAUACUGUAGAUUUUUAACAAAGCAAGUUCUAUAUUUAUUAUGUUUAGUGUGAUUUUGGAAUUACCUCUUUCAUAUGUUUCAAAUAAAGUGAAAUUUAUGUAUGUUUUGUACAUAGAUAUACAUGAUUAUGUUAAGAGGCUUUAAGACUUAAACAUUUCACACAAUCAUAAGUAUAGUAUUUCAUGCCAAUAAGAUUUUUUUAGUGGUAUUCUGUUUACAGAUGUGUUGGGGCCACUGCCGCGUUACAUUUAAAGUCAUUCUCUGUUAGUCCAUCUGGGCAGUAGAAAGUGAAUGCUACUCCACGAAGAUGAGCUGAGUAGUCAGCAGUUCAUAACAGUUUUGAGAUUUUUACAGCAUUAUAUUUUUUAUUUUAUGUGUGUGAAUAUUAUAGUUUUUAAGUCGACUAUUGAGUAUGGAGUAACAGGGGCAAGACUACAAGAGUUUUUUGAAUAACAAAUGUAAGAACUUUGGUGUAAGAUACUUGAGUGAAAAGAGAUGAAUAAGAUGUCUGAAUGGUAUUAUUUUCUUUACCAGAUGGAUACCAGCUAAAGGUUUAUAUCAUUGCCAAUUAUUUUUUAAUAAAAAUUCAAUUUAGAUAUGCUAAUAAAGAGAUAUGACAGUGUAAGAAAACUGAUUUUUAUAACCCAGAUAUGGUACUCUGGGCAAUCGUGGUGUUUCAUUUUCAGAACAAUCCUAAGCCUUUUUGUCUUUAGUCUUCCUGCUUGUCUGUUUCUUCUUGAGAGGUGUGUCCCUGUUGGUGGUGAUAGGAAGGAAUCUAGGCCCAGGCUCUUCUGGAUGUCAUCCAAAAGCUUUUAAGUGCCUAACCCUGCUCGUCUCCGCGCACAGCCGCCUACACAAGCCCUGGCUCAGUGUGCACUUGGGUCCCAUCAGCGUCUCUCUCCUGGCAGGUCAACCAGUUAAUUACAAAGACCUCUGCUUGUGGGUGUUCAUUUUAAAUUCAACGUGCCACAAAAAAACCCAACUAUUUUUGUUGUCCAUACGUAGCAUGUGACUGUGGAAUUGGGGAGCAACAGUCCUUUCAGGAGUGCUAGGACAACCUGAAGGCUCCUGAUAUCACUGUUCUGCAACCCCAGGAGCUAGCUCAGGGCUGUCAGUCACGGCCUUCAGCCGGGGCAUGGUGACACCUUCCCUCUGCCAUAUAUUCCAGAGGAAGAGGCCGAGCUGAGAGGUAGGGCGUUGAUUGUGCUGUUUUAACGGUAGUGUCCUUGAGAAAGGGAGUUGGAGAAAUUUAACAUUAUUGAUCAAGGGUUUUCCUCCUGAGCUUUGCUGUGAUGAACUUUGCCAGAAGUAAAUGUUAACCGUUUUCAUGUCAGGCACACCAGAUUCGAUGAAGAUGAUUUCUGGAAAAGCAGCAUGUUUGUGUGUUUUUAUUUCAGAGUGGGUUGAAUUGUCAUUGCUGGGCAGGAAAAUUGCUUGAGACCCUUAAGGAGUGGCAAAAGCAAUAAAAAACAAACAAACAAACAAACAAACAAAAAAAGAUUCCUUGUGCUUUGGGCCCUUGCAUAGAUCUGCCGGGACUUGUAUGUUGCACCUGGCUUAUUUGCAUAGAACUUCUGCUCGUUACAUGUUUUACCUAGCUCUCUCGCUUUUCUGCUGGUUCUCAUUCCAGAAUGGUCCCCAGCCACCUAAACAUCUCAAAGUUGGAUGACUUGAGUUGAGAAACUCAAGUCCACACACACAACUCCCAAGAUUCUAGCACUUGGCCUUGACUAAGGCACGGGUCACAGUGUCUGUCCGUGAGUUGUGAAGCCCUCCUGAUCUCCCAUGCUUCCUUGCUCAGAAACUUGAACUGUUACACCUCACUGGUUACUUUCGAAUUCCCAGAGCAGUAACACGGCAAUGGUAUUCUGAGAUAAUUUUCUCCUCUUCAGUAAUUGUAAUUUGUAAUGAGGAAAACUUUAAUAGAUUUACCGACGCCAGGAAAACAUGACUAAAAUUUAAUGAAUGGGUAUUUUCUUCCAGAAGUUUAUUACAUGAUUAAGCUUGGCAGACAGUCCACAGCAAAUGGAUUGCCUCUGAGGGCUCCUGAAAUGCCGUUGCUAUUUGGAAAGAAUUCUGAGCAUUCUGUGCUAGCUCGUGACGACGCUGUCUCGAUGGGAAAACACAUUUUACGGUGCACAUGAGAACGAGUGUGAUCUGAAAUCACUUUGCUCUUCCCAUGGGACCACUUGAAAACCAUGGCUCUCCAGAGAGGCUUUAGGAGAACAUGGACCUAGAGCUCUGAGCGGGGGCCGCUUCUGUGGGAGCCCUGCUGUAAAUACUCUCCCAAGUGAUAUGCUGAUGUUAACUGUGUCUGCUAGAUUGGCUUAGAGUAUGGAUUGUGAACUCUAGUAAAUCUACUUUUCCCCGUG